AAUUCCACGUGGUUAUUAUAAUACAAAUACAAAUCACACCAUGUUCGAGUAUUCGCGUUUGAGUAUUCGCGUUCGAGUAUUUACUUCCGCGUUCGAGUAUUCGCAUUUGAGUAUUCACGUUCGAGUAUUCACGUCCAC
This is a messenger RNA of Racocetra persica, 138 nucleotides long. The record is from the annotation of a GenBank genome assembly. NCBI's taxonomy places the organism in Eukaryota, Fungi, Glomeromycota, Glomeromycetes, Diversisporales, Gigasporaceae.